This is a messenger RNA of Spinacia oleracea (spinach), 2621 nucleotides long. RefSeq names its product pollen receptor-like kinase 3. The transcript has 2 exons. The record is from RefSeq and is a predicted model, not a curated record. NCBI's taxonomy places the organism in Eukaryota, Viridiplantae, Streptophyta, Magnoliopsida, Caryophyllales, Amaranthaceae. Gene Ontology annotation, molecular function: ATP binding; protein binding; protein kinase activity. The coding region runs from base 389 to 2515 and encodes 708 amino acids. Gene Ontology annotation, biological process: protein phosphorylation.
UUUUUCUUUUUCUGAUAAAUCAUGAUUCUUAAUAAGAAAUUGAUACCCACCAUUUGUGCGAGAAUAUUUUCCUUCUCUUCUAUUUCUCCUAAACAAGUUCAUUAUUUUUUGAGGCCUCUUUUAAUCUGAGGCUCUCCUCUCCUUCCCUCCAAAAUUCCCAAAAAAAAAAACACAAAAAACUAACAAAAAAACCCAAAACGAAAGAACAAAAUUCAUCAUGAUCAAAACAAGACAUUGGAUGAAUAAAAAAUCAGAAAAUUUUCAAAAGUUUGAGAAAAAAAUAAAAAUUGUUGAAGUCAUUACAUUGUUUUCACUAUCAUUACCAUCAUCAUCAAGUUCAUUUUCUUCCUACAAUAUUGUAGUUGUUUUUGGCUAAAAGUUUAAAUAAAUGGCGAUUUACAUUUACCAAAUGUUGAAGCCACUUUUAUUACCAACAUUUCUUUUCAUCAUCUUAUUCUCUUCAACAUCACAUUCAAUAUCAGAUGUAGAAGCCUUAUUAAAGUUCAAAAACUCAUUAUCGAAUCCCGGAACUCUCAACUCUUGGGAUCCAAACACUCCCCCUUGUAUAGACAAAUACGCUCCAUGGCAGGGCGUUGUUUGUUUCGAUGGUGUCGUUGUCGGCCUGCAUCUUAAAUCCAUGGGAUUAUCAGGUAAUAUGGAUGUUGACGCAUUGGCUAACAUACCAGGAUUACGUACAAUUAGCUUGGAAGACAAUAAUUUUACAGGUCCUUUACCUGAACUUAAUCGUUUAGGUGCUUUAAAAGCUGUUUACUUGAGUAACAACCAAUUUAACGGUCAAAUUUCAACGGAUUUCUUCUUAAAGAUGGAGUCCUUGAAGAAACUCUGGCUUGCUAAUAAUACAUUUUCCGGGAAUAUUCCGUCGUCGUUAACGCAACUUCGUAACCUCAUAGAGUUACACCUGGAAAACAACCGGUUUUCGGGUGUGAUUCCUCCUCUUAAGCAACCUCCAUUGGUGUCUUUAAACAUGUCAAAUAAUCAACUACAGGGAGAAAUUCCUAUGAGUCUUUUGAACUUCGAGUCCUCUUGCUUUGUAGGAAACCCUAAACUCUGUGGUGAAAUCAUUGGAGUCGAUUGUAUUACCGAGAUCGGAAAUAACGAACCGCCACAGCAAACUAACACGGAAACAUCCGAGGAGGGGUUGAGUAGUUUUGAUAAACCGCCGACUAAAGGCCUAAUGUCAGGAAGGAUAGCUUGGGGUAUAAGUAUAGUUUUGGUCCUUUUAGCGUUACUGGUGAUUGCGGUUUUUUUGACAAAGAGGGAAACAUAUGAAGAAUAUAUUCCUACAAGGGCUAUAACACCGUCAAAAAACAACGAUGAAGCUAGUGCUAGCGCCAUUACCACCGCCUCAACCGCCACUGUCGGUAACACGAGAAGCAGAGACAACAAUGGAAAUGAAGGCGCGGUAGAGGUAGACGUGGAACCCAUUUUACAGAAGAGUACAAGUGGAUCUUCAACGAUUUCUUCUACUUCGAGUAAGAGGAGUAACUCGGACCGAUCAUCGAGAAGAGGGACGGGAAAAGGCGGUAGCAGUACUCGUGGAGAACCAACUGUGGGUGGUUUAGGUCAAGGGGAUCUAACAAUGGUGAAUGAUGAGAGGGGCGUGAUAGGUUUGGCAGAUUUGAUGAAAGCGUCGGCGGAAGUGCUCGGAAAUGGCGGUAUAGGAUCGGCUUAUAAGGCGAUUAUGGCUAAUGGGUUUGGGGUUGUAGUUAAGAGGAUGCGUGAGUUAAAUAAUUUGGAAAAUGAUGCAUUUGAUUUGGAGAUUAGGAAGCUUGCUAGUUUGAGACAUGGGAAUAUAUUGCCUCCAUUGGCUUAUCAUUAUAGGAAAGAUGAGAAAUUAGUGGUUUAUGAAUAUGUUCCUAAAGGAAGCUUGCAUUACCUUCUACAUGGUGAUCGAGGGAAGUCUCACGAGGAACUUAGUUGGGCAAUACGUCUAAAAAUAAUCAAAGGAACGGUAGAAGGACUUUGUUAUCUUCACUCUCAACUACACACCUAUGAUCUCCCUCAUGGAAAUCUUAAAUCUAGCAACAUUUUGAUAAACGCACAAAACGAGCCAUUAAUUUCGGAUUAUGGAUUUAAUCCAAUGACUAAUCCUAGUGUCGCGACACAAGCAUUAUUUGGUUAUCGGUCACCAGAAGCCAUACAACACCAAAUAAUAUCUCCAAAAUGUGACGUUUAUUGUCUAGGAGUAGUCAUACUCGAGAUACUUACGUGCAAGUUCCCUACUCAAUACCUUAACACGACAAAGGGUGGAACCGAUGUUGUGCAAUGGGUGGCAUCGGCUAUAGAAGAAGGAAGGGAAGUUGAAUUGCUUGAUCCGGAUAUUGUGUCACAUUCUACGACUUGUAAAGAGAGUAUGUUGAAGGUGCUUUACAUUGGGGCUGCUUGUACUGAACCUAAUUGUGAUAAAAGGAUGGAUUUGAAUGAAGUUAAGGAGAGUAUAGAAAGAAUAAACAAUCAAGAUUGUGGUGAACUAGAUGAUAUUGUACUCUUGUAAAGUUGUUGAUGUUCUUUUUUUUUUUUAGAAAUUGUGUUUUGUUCUUGUUAAGUUCAUGAGAUUUUACGGGAUCUUUACUUUUUUUUUUUUUUUUUAUUUUUUUUUU